This is a messenger RNA of Labeo rohita (rohu), 1035 nucleotides long. RefSeq lists its product as uncharacterized. The transcript has 7 exons. The coding region runs from base 1 to 1035 and encodes 344 amino acids. Gene Ontology annotation, cellular component: cytoplasm. The record is from RefSeq and is a predicted model, not a curated record. NCBI's taxonomy places the organism in Eukaryota, Metazoa, Chordata, Actinopteri, Cypriniformes, Cyprinidae. Gene Ontology annotation, molecular function: protein serine/threonine kinase activity; ATP binding. Gene Ontology annotation, biological process: regulation of mitotic cell cycle; protein autophosphorylation; negative regulation of apoptotic process.
AUGCGGAGGCCUAACUGGGAGCAAACGCAGGAGCAGACAGAAACAUCCGGACAAGAACCGACUGAGCACAUGGAUCCACUUGAGUACCCAGUUUGUAAUGACUUAAUGCCUUAUUAUAGACUGAGACGGGAACUUGUCUCACGAUACUUCUACUCUCCGUAUGAAGCGAGACUGCAACAUGGAGCAGAAUACUUUCGCUCUCUUUAUGAAGUGGGAGAAAGAGUGAAAUUGGCAGGCCAUGUCCAUGAAGGAAUAAGAAGAUCGGAUGGCCAACAAGUGCUCAUCAAAUUUGUGAGGAGGAAAUUUCCAGAAAGUACGCUGAUAUUGCCUGAUUUUUUCAGACCUCUGUGUCGCGAGGCGUUUGUAAUGUUGGUGCUUCAAAGGCCUCCGACCUGCGACCAUGUCAUACGAUUAUAUGACUGGUUUAUUAUGGAGGAAAAAGACGUCUUGAUCAUGGAAUAUGCCUGCCCCUGUGUGCAUCUGACUAAGUUCAUUAGAAAAAACAGAGGUCACUUCAAUGAAGAAAUCGCAAGACGCAUCAUGCUUCAGCUCACUGUCACACUGUGUCAUUGUGUUGAUCGUGGUGUUUGUCCUGCCCCAAGUUUGAGAAAUAUUGUCAUCAGCCCGGACACACUGCGGCUAAAGUUAUUAGACUUGAAACGUGCACGCUACGUCCCAAGAGCAUUAUAUCUCCCAAGGCUCAAAGUGACAUUAGUAAUAUGGGCAGUUGAAAUCUUAAUGAAGUUGAUGAAAAAGCUUGUCAGAGGAAUUCCGGUGGAAGAAAACCUUUCUGAAGAUUGCAGCGAUCUUCUUCAGAAACUUAAAAUGAUGAAAAGAGAAGUAUAUACGAACAGAAGAUUAUCGAUACCAGACUUCUUUAAGGACAUUACAGAUCAUGCUUGGUUUAAAGAACCUUCCACAACUGAAAAAAGUGGAUGUUCCCCUGUUCGUCAGCAGCUCUCACCCACGCUUCACUCUUCUAACUCGGGACGUCUCCCUUCCAGCCCUGCAGCUGAGUCUCGGGUUAGACGUUAG